GACUCAAGCGACUCAGAUGAGAGCGUAUAUUCUGGUUUAGAGGAGGAGGAAUCAUCAAGUGAAGAUGAGAUUGAGGAGCAAGAGCCAACAUCAGAAGAUGGUAGUGAAAGUGAUGAUGCAGAGGACAAAAAGACAAACAACAACAAAGAAAUAGCACUAAGACAGCAGAAAUUAAACAAGAGGAAUGACAAGUUGUCCAGGAGAAAGGGAACAAAACAGGCAAAGGCCAAUAUAAAUGAAGCUGGUCCCAGUGUGGAAAAAGUCCCAGAUGAAUAUGAUUUUGACUCUUCAGAUGAGGAGGAUGUACGCAACACUAUAGGGAACAUCCCAGUGGAGUGGUACAAUGAAUACCCCCAUAUAGGCUACAACAUAGAGGGACAGAAGCUGAUUAAACCCAAGAAGAAAGAUGAAAUAGAUGAAGUCUUAAGCAGGGCUGAUGACCCAAACUAUUGGCGAACUGUAAAGGAUAAACUAACUGGCCAGGAUGUGACUCUAACAGAAGAGGACAUUGCCACUAUAAAGAAGGUUAAAGGUCAAGGUUAUCCUACUGGAGUUGGUGAUCCAUAUGAGCCUUGGGUAGACUUCUUCACAUAUGAAAAGAUGAUACAUCCUGUAACAAACAGACCGGAACACAAACGCAGCUUUGUUCCAUCAAGAUGGGAGAAACUAAAGGUUGGUAGGCUGGUCCAUGCUAUGAAGAUGGGUUGGAUCAAACCCAGACCCCCAAAGACAGAUGAUGAUGAGCAGCCAAAUUAUUACAAUCUAUGGAGUAAUGAAGACCAGUCUGAGAUUAGCAAACGGUUCCAGCAUCAUAUUCCUGCACCUAAGUUGGCACUACCAGGACAUGCUGAGUCAUACAACCCUCCACCUGAGUAUCUAUUUACAGAAGAAGAGGAACUUGCAUGGAAGGAAAAGGAACCAGAAGACAGAAGGCAGAAUUUCAUUCCACAAAAGUUUAGUUGUUUACGUCAUGUUCCCGCCUACUCUAGGUUUAUCAAUGAGAGGUUCGAGAGAUGUCUGGAUCUCUACCUGUGCCCAAGACAGAGAAAAAUGAGGAUGAAUGUUGACCUUGAAGAUUUACUACCAAAAUUACCAAAACCAAAAGACCUUCAGCCUUUCCCUACUGUGCAAGCCAUAUUGUAUGAAGGCCACACUGGAUUAGUGAGGUGCAUAUCAGUUGAUAACACAGGCCAGUGGCUAGCCUCAGGAUGUGAUGACAAGAGUAUCAAGAUCUGGGAGGUGUCCACGGGGCGAUGUAUGAAAACAUACAAAACUGAACAUAUUGUGAAGAGUAUAGCAUGGAAUCCCAAUGGUUCCUUCUGCCUCCUAGCUGCUGUUUUGGAAAAGUCAGUUAUCCUGCUUAAUCCACAUGUAGGAGAUAAACUAAUCUCAACCAAUACAGAUAACAUGUUAGCAGCAUUCAGGCCUGAUGAUACAACAACAAGCAAGAAGUCAUCUGUUAGUUGGAGUGCAUAUGAAGAUGAGCAGUUUGAUAUUGGAUUCAGACUACAGGUGACGCAUCAGAAGGAGUGUAGUCAGGUGACGUGGCAUGGUAAAGGGGACUACUUUUCCACUGUUGUUCCACAGGGAGAUUCACAAUCUGUAUUCAUACACCAGCUGUCUAGACGCAGAUCACAGAUUCCAUUCAGCAAAUCUAAAGGACUGGUACAGUGUGUGACCUUCCAUCCCACAAAACCUUUCUUUUAUGUUGCAACACAAAGAUAUAUCCGUGUAUACAACCUGGUGAAACAAGAGCUAUUGAAGAAGUUGUUUUCCAACUGUAAAUGGGUCUCUAGUCUUGCUAUACAUCCUGGAGGUGAUAACCUACUGAUAGGAAGCUAUGACUGCAAGCUAAGUUGGUUCGACCUUGACCUGUCUAGUAAACCAUACCAAACACUCAGGCAUCACAAGAAGGCAAUACGACAGGUACGCUUCCACAGGACAUACCCAUUGUUUGCCUCAGCUGCUGAUGAUGGUUCCAUCAUUGUCUGCCAUGGUAUGGUCUACAGUGAUAUGCUACAAAACCCGCUAAUAGUUCCUGUGAAGAUUCUACGUGGACAUUCACUCACAAAUAAUCUUGGAGUAUUAGACUGUACUUUCCA
This is a messenger RNA of Owenia fusiformis, 2102 nucleotides long. The record is from the annotation of a GenBank genome assembly. NCBI's taxonomy places the organism in Eukaryota, Metazoa, Annelida, Polychaeta, Sabellida, Oweniidae.